AUGUCUCUUGAUGACAUCAUUAAACUGAACACAUCUAAAAGGGGAUCUCGUGGUCGAAGUCAACGUGGUCGAGGUCGUUUUGGCCGUGGAGGCCAAUCACGUGGCCGUGGCAACUGGAUCUAUAAAUCUUCACUUACGAUGAAGAGGGGCCAAGGAAGAGGUUCAGCCCAUUCUCGGGGAUCUAGCAGAAAUUUCCGAUCUCUCAGCAGACGACCAACUUCAGCUUCUAAAGGCAUCAGUCCUUUGAACAGGAAAACAAAUAAUCAGAAAACAAACUUUAAGAAAACAUUGCCUCAGAAGACAAGAGGGUUAGGACGUGGGAUACCUCCCUCCCGCUUCUCUGAGGGGAAGCGUCCAUUGCGUGGCAGUCGCGGUGGUCGUGUCCGAGGUGGCAGUGUCAGUUUGCGUGGAAGACGUGGAGGAAUUCAACAGAAGCAGAAACAAGCAAUCCAGGCUUUACGUAAAGCAAAAACAACUUUGUCAAAGAUAAAUGCUCAAGUGAGAAGACAUAAUUUUGUGGCUCUCAAGAGGGGACUUCCGCAGCAACAGCCAUUGCCACAGACUGGUUCACUCCAAAGGAAUACCAUCAAAUCUUCCUGGAGCAAUCGCAGCCGAAUGCGUGGGCGGGGCAGAAGUUUUCAGAACAGAUUCAUCUCUUCCAAGUUGAAUCGUAAUACCAGCAGUAGUCUGUUGUCGUUAAAAUCUAAUUCCAGUCAGCAGACGGUCAGACAAUUUGGCAGCACUACUUCUCUAAAUACUCAAGGCAGAGGCAGAAAAAGAGCGUGGCGAGAUAAUUCAGUUCAAAGAAAAUCUCCUAAAAUUAUGACAAUUAGUGUGAGCAAUGCUACCAGAAUUCAGAAUAACAGAUCCUCAAAUAUGAGACCUCAUAUAGGGACACAAAAUAUUAACUUCAGUUCAGGAAUGUUUGCCCAAGGCUCAACUGGAGUUUCCUUAAAUGAUCGUUUUACAUCUUCAGAAGGAUCAAGCAGUUCUGUUAUUGUUAACAAUCGAGAACGUAAAGUGUUUUUUUGA
Molecule: messenger RNA, 1032 nt
Organism: Acanthosepion pharaonis
Lineage: Eukaryota; Metazoa; Mollusca; Cephalopoda; Sepiida; Sepiidae
Source: the annotation of a GenBank genome assembly